AUGGCGCCAAAUCUGGUUGCUGCAAUCGAUCUGGCCACUUACACAGAAUCAACCCAAGGCCUUGAUGUUCAGGCAUUGUCCUUUAUCGGCAAUGUAUUCGUACGAGUCACCGAUGAGACCAUCGACCAGGCUCUCUCCCACCUGAAGCAAUCUGUAGGUCGGUUCGCCAACUACAUGGGCGUUGCCUCUAUUACUUCAAUCGACGACAUCCUUUCCCUCCUCGAUGCCGGCGCCGCCAAGGUCUUCGUUACUCGCCAACAAUUGGAUGAGCUCAAGAAAUUGAAGAUAGACCAGGACAGGAUAGUGUUGUGCUUGCCGGGAAACACAAAGGAAGAGAUCAUUGAAGCCAUCUCAGGUACACAGGUGGACAUUUACUCCCACCAAGUCGAGGACGUUGGCCUUGUGGAAGCAUGGUUGAAAGACUACGGAACAGACAGACCAGGUGUCUUCGUCUCGUUCGCGAACCCGGACAUCGAGAACGUCCUACGCCUUGCAAAACUUGACGCGAUACCCAUCAUCUCCUCAGAAAACCUUACCGUCGAUCCCUCGAAGCAGACUGGUGCGUUGAGCGUCGCGAAGCUCUUCAUGGCCAAUGCAACUAGCGACCGAUCCGACGGCCUUUUCACAACUCUCGUGACCGAUGAGCGGGGCAUCGCUCUCGGACUUGUGUACAGCAGCGAAGAGAGUGUCGCAGAAAGCCUGAGGACUGGACGAGGUGUAUACCAGAGCCGAAAGCGAGGAUUAUGGUACAAGGGCGAAAGCAGUGGAGAUAUCCAAGAGUUGGUCUCGUUAGCGCUGGACUGCGAUAGCGACUGCUUACAGUUUGUGGUGCGACAGAAAGGCAGAGGGUUCUGCCAUCUCGCAACUCCCACCUGUUUUGGCGAAUACACCGGCUUGUCAAAACUCCAGAAGACACUCCAAAGCCGAAAAGCCUCAGCACCUGAAGGCUCAUAUACCGCACGGCUCUUCAACGACUCACAACUAUUGAGGGCGAAGAUACUAGAGGAAGCUACAGAGCUUUGCGAUGCGAACACCAAAGACGAAGUUGCGUUCGAAGCUGCCGACCUUUUCUACUUUGCUCUCACUAAGUGCAUAGCAUCUGGUGUGACAUUGGAGGAUGUCGAGCGCAAUCUCGAUGCUAAGAGUAUCAAGGUUAAGAGGCGACAGGGUGAUGCUAAGCCGGCCUUUGCCGCACAAGCAGCAGCAGCGACGAAGAGUACAACGAACGGUGCAACGAACGGACCUACAAAAGAAGAGGUAAAGGAAGCUGCUUCAGUACCUAAGAGUAAGGAUGAUCCUGCCGGUACAAAGGACGGUCGCAUUGCCAUGAAGCGAUACGUGACCGCAAACGAGACAUCUGAGACCGUCAACGCCGCGUUACAACGACCAUCUCAACGCUCCACCCAAAAGAUUCUAGACAUAUGUCUACCAAUCAUCGAGGCAGUCAGGACCCGCGGAGAUGCUGCAUUGCUAGAGUACACGCACAAGUUCGAAAAGGCUACAUCACUAACAUCGCCUGUACUGAGAGCACCAUUCCCUCCAGAGCUUAUGCAACUGGCGCCCGAGACUGCCAAAGCCAUCGACAUAUCUUUUGAGAACAUUAGGAAAUUCCAUGCUGCGCAGAAAGAGGACAAGCCGCUAAGAGUAGAGACUAUGCCGGGCAUUGUAUGUUCACGAUUCGCUCGACCAAUCGAGAGGGUCGGCCUAUAUGUACCGGGCGGAACAGCAGUGCUUCCCUCCACCGCGCUCAUGCUUGGUGUGCCUGCCAUGGUCGCUGGCUGCAAGAAGAUUGUCCUCGCAACCCCACCACGAUCCAAUGGUCAAGUAACACCGGAGGUUGUCUACUGCGCCCACAAGGUCGGCGCAGAGUCCAUUGUCCUCGCUGGUGGCGCACAAGCUGUCGCAGCCAUGGCCUACGGUACUGAAAGCGUUACCAAGGUCGACAAGAUCCUUGGUCCAGGAAACCAGUUCGUCACGGCAGCGAAGAUGCAUGUUUCCAACGACACAAACGCUGGUGUAAGCAUCGACAUGCCUGCAGGACCGAGUGAGGUACUCGUCAUUGCGGACGCGAAUGCCAACCCUGCUUUUGUGGCAUCCGACCUUCUCAGUCAGGCUGAGCACGGUGUCGAUUCCCAAGUCAUCUUGAUUGCAGUCGGAAUGAACGAGUCGCAGCUUGGUGCAGUCGAAGACGAGCUUCACAAGCAGGCGAUUGCUCUUCCACGAGUAGAUAUUGUCCGUGGGGCAAUCGAACACUCUUUCACUCUUGCAGUGGAUACCAUGGAGGAAGCUAUGCAGCUAAGCAACCAGUACGCGCCUGAGCACCUUAUCCUGCAAGUCGAUGAGGCAGAGAAGGUAGCGGAAAUGGUGGAGAAUGCUGGAAGUGUCUUCAUCGGUCAAUGGACUCCGGAAAGUGUUGGUGACUACUCUGCUGGUGUUAACCACUCUCUACCAACAUAUGGCUACGCUAAGCAGUACUCGGGCGUCAACUUGGCGUCGUAUGUCAAGCACAUUACUAGCUCUCACCUUACUAGGCAAGGACUUGAGAACGUUGGACCUGCUGUCAUGGAACUUGCGCGCGUGGAAGAGCUGGAGGCUCAUCGAAGGGCUGUCAGUCUACGAUUGGGCGUGGCGUAA
Alternaria atra is the source of this 2634-nucleotide messenger RNA. RefSeq lists its product as uncharacterized. Lineage: Eukaryota; Fungi; Ascomycota; Dothideomycetes; Pleosporales; Pleosporaceae. Gene Ontology annotation, molecular function: histidinol dehydrogenase activity; metal ion binding; phosphoribosyl-ATP diphosphatase activity. Bases 1 to 2634 code for a protein of 877 amino acids. The record is from RefSeq and is a predicted model, not a curated record. The transcript has 2 exons. Gene Ontology annotation, biological process: L-histidine biosynthetic process. Gene Ontology annotation, cellular component: cytoplasm.